AUGUCGCAUACCUCCAACGUUGCGCAAGGCGACGAGACGUCCCCAGGCACGGCGCCCAUGAAAGAAAAGGUCAGCGACAGUCCGCGGCGCUUGAGUUCGCAGCAGGACGUGUCAGACUCGGAAAAGGCAGCGCCGCCUGCCGCAGGACCGCCGCCGCCUCCAGACGGAGGCGCAACGGCUUGGCUCGUCGUGCUUGGUGGCUGGUGCACUGCCUUUUGCAGCUUUGGCUGGUUGAAUAGUAUUGGCGUCUUUCAGCAAUACUACCAAAAGGAGCUGCUGCGCGGCCAAAACUCGAGCACGGUAUCAUGGAUCCCUUCUCUGCAAAUAUUCUUCAUCCUCGGACUGGGUCCAAUCGUUGGCAUGAUCUUUGACCGCUACGGUCCGCGAGGGCUGCUCCUGGUGGGCACCCUAAUGCACGUCUUUGGCAUCAUGAUGGCCAGCAUCAGCACAAAGUACUGGCAGAUUCUCCUGGCACAGGGCGUCUGCUCCGGCAUUGGUGUCUCUGCCGUGUUCCAGCCUCCUCUGAGCUGCGUUGCCGGAUACUUCAACAAGAGACGCGGCGCUGCAUUCGGCAUCCUUUCCACAGGCGCCUCAGUCGGCGGCGUCGUUUGGCCCAUCAUGGUGACGCAUCUUAUCCGUCUCGUCGGCUUCGGCUGGGCCAUGCGCACCAGCGCCUUUGUCAACCUCUUCCUCCUCACCAUUCCCAACAUCACAGUCCGUUGUUUCCAGCCACCAGUUCCGAAAAAGGUCACCGGCGCUCAGCUCGCCAAGCCAUUUCGCGAGCUCGACUACGUCCUCGUCGCGUGCGGUUUUCUUUUUCUGACCUAUGGCGUGUUUGUGCCGCUCAACUACCUCCCCGUCCAGGCCGCCAGCACCGGCAUGGAUCCCAACCUGGUCCAGUACCUGCUUCCCAUCCUCAACGCGGCGUCUCUGUUUGGUCGUUUAUUCGCCGGCUUUGGAGGCGACAAGAUUGGUCGCUUCAACAUUCUGAUUGGAUGUUGUUACUUGUCCGGCAUUUGGAUUCUGGCGCUCUGGAUCUCUGACAGAAGCCAGUCGGGCAUCAUUGCCUUUGCUGCGCUGUUUGGCUUCUCCUCUGGAGCCUACAUUUCGCUCGUCACCCCCGUCGUUGCGCAAAUCUCACCUCUACCCGAGAUUGGAUUUCGCACCGGCAUCGUCUUCUUUGUUGCCUCGAUCGGUGGCCUUACCACGAAUCCUGUCAGUGGAGCGCUCAUCGACAGCUCGGCAGGCUACACGGGAAUGAUGGUCUUUGCCGGCGUCCUUUGCCUGGUUGGCACGACAUUUAUCCUGGUGGAGCGCGUGCGAAAGACUGGCCUCAAGUUGGCUGUUGCUUUUUAG
This is a messenger RNA of Beauveria bassiana ARSEF 2860, 1356 nucleotides long. Its product is annotated as major facilitator superfamily transporter. The record is from RefSeq and is a predicted model, not a curated record. The coding region runs from base 1 to 1356 and encodes 451 amino acids. Gene Ontology annotation, cellular component: fungal-type vacuole membrane. Gene Ontology annotation, biological process: transmembrane transport. The transcript is spliced from 3 exons. Gene Ontology annotation, molecular function: transmembrane transporter activity. NCBI's taxonomy places the organism in Eukaryota, Fungi, Ascomycota, Sordariomycetes, Hypocreales, Cordycipitaceae.